GCCAGCUAAACGAACUUUGGAAGACCGCGCGCUGACGCAUGCCAAGGGCCUUCCUCGCGAAUGACCGGCGCGCGAGACCCCGAGGGCCCUCGCGACUCCCUGAAUAGCCGAGGGCUGCUACCUCGACUGGACUCCACGUCGUUGCUCUCGUUUGCGCUGCUACUCUGCGCGACUGCCGCUGUGCCGCCCCGCGUACGCGUGGUGCUCCUGGGCUCGGAGGUGCUGUUCGCCGCGGUGCUGCGCAUCCGCUUCAGGCGCCAGAACCAGGUCGCGACGGGCAGCAAGGCUGGCAGCGGCAAUCCUGGACCCCAGCAACAGGCAGCUGCGGCCACAGGUGCUGCGUCCGUAGCACACACACCGGCGGCAGGCAAGGCGAGCAGCAGCACUGUAAUUGUGGUGGACCAAGCGGAGCGUCGAUUGGGCCCUACUCACCGCGCGGCCGCGGGGUCUGUAGAGAGGUCUAGCCCAGGGCCCUUCGCGCUGCUGCUGUUGUGGACUCUGCCGGCCCGCAGUUGGCGCCAGCACCAGGGCCCCAACGGCCGCCGCAAUGCAGGGCAUGGGGUCGAGGUGGGGCUACAAGGGGAAGCGGCUGAUGAGCAGGAGCUGCCCUCGCCGCCAGGAUUGUCAAGCCCGCAAACUGGGUCAGGUGCAGCCGCAUGCAGCAGCCGAGCCGACACCAUAGGCGCGCUGCUGCCGCCGUCUACGCCCCCUGUUGUGAUGGGCCUGCUUCGAGGCGGCGGGUUACUCAGCGGCCUAGGUGCGAUUGUAGGCAGGCAGCGGCGGCGGCGCGCAGGCAGCGUCGCGGCACAGCAGCGGUCGCCCCGCGGCAGCCAGAGCGGCACCGGUGAUGCCGGCGGCCGGCUUUGUGGCGCGGGGGCCCUAGACGGGAACGUAGCUGAAGACGGCGAUGUGGGUCGGACGAAGCACCAACCCGUAGGAUCUGCAGACGCACAGCCGCCAGUACUGCAGCAAGCGGCGGCUCCUGCAGCGGCCCUGCCAACCGCCGCAGCUGGCAGCCUCAUCGGUGCGCGACGGCGCUUUUGGCGGCGUCGCAGGCCUGCUGUAGCAGCCACCGCAAAUGGGUUCGAGUGCCCAUGCCCCACACAGCAGGGGCCGCACGCCUGUGCCAGCACCACGUCUGGUGCUGCUGAGAUCCCCGCAAACGACUUGACUGCGGCGCUGCAAGCUACGGCCGCGGAUAGCAGCAUCCGUACAGGCAGCGCAGCCGCUGGCAGUAGCAGCAGUAAGCUGCAACUGCUUGCUCUGAUGGCGGUGGUGGACGGGGCCGGGUACAACGACGCCGCGGCACGGACGCAGAUGCUGGCGUCGCGGCUCCUGGAUCCGCGGGAGGGCCACGUGCCGCUGCUGCAGGGCGGCCACCUGCUGAGCCAGUGGUUCGCCGGCCUGGCAGGCCCGCACCAGCUCAGCCUCGGCCACCUGGAGCAGCUGCUCACCUACCUGCUGCUGCCGCCGCCGCUGGCUCCGCACCUGCAACAUCAGGCCUCGGCAGUGGCCGCAGCAGCGCCGCGGCCGUCCCUGGUGCCGCAGGCUUGCGGAGCCGCGGUGCCGCCACGGCGCACAAGGAGCCGUGCAGGUCCGGUGGAGGCAGAGGCGGAGGCUGUUGUGGCUGCGGCUUCAGCCCUAGCGGAAGAGUUGGCAGGUGUGGCCGGCGCCGGCAGCUUGCCGGCCUCGUCUCCCGACAUCCAGCGCCUGGCCUGGCAGCUGAUGGAGGCGCUCGAGCUGCCGCCGCAACCCACGCCGCUGUCAUCAUCAACGUCAGUGGAGCCCCGUCAGGCCAUGAUCAGCGCGACAGCUGAUGGCACAGCAGCAGCCGGAGUGUCUGCUGAUGCGCCUCUUGCUACCGGACGCCUCGCGCCGGCGAGUGCUGGCACGGCGGCUCCGGGGCGCCGCCGCGGACUCACCCGGCGGCAGCGCCGGGCCCUGGCAAACUCCAGCACUCUGUCGCCACCACAGCCGGCCGCCAGGGCUGUGCACACCGCGAUUGAGCCCGUGCAGGACGACGCUAGCGGUCCGCCGCACGCGCCAGCGGCGGUCUCACAGCUGUGUGCCGCCAGCACGCCAUCCACCGGCUUGUCAACAGGCCGCACAGGCGACGCGGCGGGCGGUUCCACAGCCGCGUCCACAGCCGCGGGCGCUAAUGCUGCUGGACGGCUGCUGAGCGCGAGCACUGACACGCUGGUGGCCAGCUACCGCCCGCUGGCCUUCUACGCCGUCAUGGAGGCGGUGGCGGGCGCGACGCACCUGGCGCUCACCACCCGCUGCGGGGGGCUGGGGCUGGGCUGGCGGCUCCUGGGCACCACCCCCGCCGGCACAGCGGCCGUCUACGAGUGGCAGCCGCACCCACAGCCCCUGCAGCGGCCGCGGCAUCCCACUCCCAGCGCUCCUGGUGCCAUCGCUUGCUCUGCUGCUGCAGGUGCGGGUGCCGCUGCAUCCACGGCGCACCCCGGUGGUGGUGGUCAGGUCGCGCCGGCGGCGGCGGAGCGGCACCCACAAGCACAGGUGGAUGCGGGUGCGGAGGCAGCAGGGGAGGACGAGGCGCCGCCGCCGCUGGUGUUCCUGCACGGCAUCGGCAUGGGCCUGACGCCCUACCUGCGCGUGCUGGGCCGGCUGGCGGCGGUGGCGGAGGCGUCGGCGGCGUCUUCACACAGGCCGCCUCAACGACUGCUGGCAGUGCAGUACAAGCACGUCUCCAUGCGCAUCACCGCCAACAUCCCGGCGCCGCACGAGGUGGCGGCGGACGUGGCGGCGUUCAUGGGCGCGCAGGGUGUUCGCAUCAUGUCGGUCCUGGCGCACUCGUACGGCACGCUGGUCGCCUCGGCGCUGCUGAAGCUCGCCGCCGCCUCGCCCGCCGCGCCGGCCGUCAGCCGCCUCACGCUGGUGGACCCCGUAUGCUUCGCCAUGUUCCUGCCGCACUUGACACGCAACGGCCUGUACCAGCAGCCCGUCACGCCCACACCCGCGCCCGCGACACCAGAGCCGCAGCAGCUGGACGCGCAGCCGCGCCAGCCUCCUCCGUCAGAGGGGGCAGACGCAGCAGGGGUCCCAGAGGCUGCGGCGCGAGGGCCUGGAGCCCAGCCGGCAGUGCCCGACAGAGAUGCGUCCACCACCGUACAGCCUGCAGCUGUAGGCGCGGCGGGUGCAGGAGCAGGGGUGGCGGCGGGCGUGAGGCUGGGCGCGGGUGUGCCGCUCCAGCUCCAGCAGCAGGCGGGGCAGCCGCGCGACCGGCUCGGUGCCGCACUGGGCAGACGGCUCGCGCGUAUCCUGCUGAGAGGCCUCGUGGUUGCGGAGUUCCACUGCGCGGUGGCGCUGCGCCGGCGGCUGGACUGGGCGCGCGUCAACCUGUGGCCCUCGGAGCUGCCGCGGGGGCGCGAUGGCGGCAGCUGCAGCUGCACGCACGUGUUCCUUAGCGGCCGUGACAACCUGGUGCCGGCCGCGGAGGUGCGGCAGAUACUGGCCAACCGCGCCGCGCUGCUGGGCCCGGGCGGCGGUCCGCACCCCGAGGUGCACUUCCACACGGAGCUGGGGCAUGGCGGCUUCCUGGGCGACCUGGACUGGCAGGCGCGUGUCAUCGGAGCGGCUCUUGGCGUGCCGCAAGGCCAGGUGCAUGCCACACUGCAGGCACGUGUCACGGCUGCCGCCGCCUCCAGCAGCGCCUCCCCUGCCCCUUCAGUCCCAGCCUCGGCCUCGUCCUCGGCCUCAGCUAGCAGCGAGCGCGGUGUGGCUGCGUUGCGACCGCCGGCCGCGGGCGUUCUGCGGUGGCGCCGCGGCAUUGCGCGGCCGCAAGAUGACAGCUCGACAGGCUGCACGCAGCAGCCUCUCAAAGCCGAGAGCGGGGUUUGCAUUGGCGACAGCAGCGGCAACACUGCGCCGCGAACGUCGGCAGUGGGGCCCACGCCACCCUCCGGUGAUGACCGUACGAUCAACGGCUCGCCGCCUGCAGUGGCUCAAGUGGCGACCUCUGGGCGUGCCAACCUGCUCCUUCCCCUCAUCGUGAGGCUGCUGGCUGCACGUGGGGGCCGCGGCAGCGACCUAACCGGUGUGGCAGCAGAACCCAGCGCACGCCGGGAGCAGUUGCAGCAUUCACAAGACGGACCCGCAACAGCACAAGCGCAGAUCGAGCCUGGGUGUGGUGGCAGUCAGGCUCUGGGGAGGAGCGUGGACGCGGCAGCCGCGGCACUUGGGGCGGCGCACGGUGAGACCCAUGCAGGUUCACUGCCGGCGGGACAGCGGCGGCGCAGGUGGCAGCAGCGCCGAAAGGACCGCCAGGCGCAGCUCCGCGACGCGCAGGAAAGCGGCGGUGACGACGGCGGCGACGGUGACAACAAUAGCUUCGCUAGCGGUGGCUCUGCGCAGGGCACGGACAGGCCCUUGCCUGCAGCCACAGGCAACAGCUCUGACGGCAGCGGGAUGGGUGGCAGCAGCCAUCAUCCGGACCACAGCAGCGCGGCGAAUGCAGGAGAAGGUGCGGGCACUCGUCCCAGUCGUGCCAUGCUGGUGGCGCUCGCGGUGCGGGCGGUGGCGCUCGCGGCAUCGCCAGCUUUGACUGUGACGGCCCUUGCAGCCGUGGGUGCGGCCGUGUGCAACCGCGGCACGGCAUACCGCCGGCGUCGCCAGCAGCAAGAGCUUCUACUGCCCAGCUCUGGCACCAUUAACAGCAACAGCGCUUCUCGCGUACAGCGAUCCGGGCCAGUCCCCCUGCAAACACUUGCAAGUGACGCUGUCGGGCUAAGUGCUCAGGCCGCCGUUGCUGCCCUGCCACUGCGUUGGUGGCUGCGGCUGCAACAGGCAGCGUCAGGCCGCCCUGGUGGCACCACAGCGGCGGCUGGCGGGGGCCCGUUGCGGGCAUCAGGAACGGACUGGGCACGGCCACAACCCGCUGCAGGCCAUGUGCGCGACAUGUGCAGCGCGGGCAGCGCGCUUGUGCUGUCGACAGCAGGCCGCGAAGAUUGUUGCACAGAGCGGGCACUGCUUGAACCUGCAGCGGCGUGGAAGGCGUCGUCGAGUACUGGCAGCUCUGGUGGUGGUGAUAGUGUGAGCUCCCUCGAGAGGGCCGCACGGCUGCCGCCGCGUCGCGUGUCACUGCAGCUCCCUCUGUCGCUCGGGCCCGCACUGCCUGCAGCACCAGCGGCAGCACCAGCGGCAGCACCAGCGGCAGCAGCAGCAUCGUUCGCACGGGCCUCGAAGGUCCGACGGAGCCAGUCGCCAGUCCUCAGCCCCGCCGCUAGAGGAGCCCUGCUCCGGCUUUAGGUGUCGGGUAGCCGGCAAUACAGCAGCGAAGUACGGUAGCUGUGUGGGAGGGCGUGCGUGCCGAUGGUGGUGGGCCUGCUGAACAUUGAUGUAGUAGCCGUACGAUUGGACUGGCGACAAUGUCAGGGGGAGUAAGGUGUAACAGGGCCUGCUGGGGAUCUGUGCGUGGGGAACGGAGAGAGUGCGGGGGGCGACUCUUUGCCCCAGGAUGGUGCUUAAGAUGCGCGACACUUGGAUUUGUGGCGCCCGAUCGCUGUUGAUAUAACAUAAUAUUUAUGAUAUUUGCUAGUAUGCUCGUUGUAUUUGCUGCCGCCUGUGUUUGCUAUGAUGACAUUGCGUGCCCUCGAGCCCUCCCGAGGGGCGUCGCGGUCGAGAGCCUGCCGUAGGGUUUCGUGUAAGCGGUUGGAAGGACACCCCCCUCGUCCAAUUCGUGACAGGGAAACUAGAACCAUGGAAUUGUAUAGUAGGUGGAUCGUAGGAGCUGAGCAACACGGAGCGGGUGACAAGGUUCGCGCCAUGCCGUGACCGGGGACAGAAGAAGUGGGGUGCCAAUUUCGCCAGGACGACUCUGACCCCACGAUUUACUGUGUAGAGCCAGAGAUUCGUAUCAAUAAACGGAGGCCCAACCAGGAGCAAAAGCUACGUGUGCGUUCUGAGAAACUUCCCCUUU
Messenger RNA from Chlamydomonas reinhardtii, 5938 nucleotides. RefSeq lists its product as uncharacterized. NCBI's taxonomy places the organism in Eukaryota, Viridiplantae, Chlorophyta, Chlorophyceae, Chlamydomonadales, Chlamydomonadaceae. The transcript is spliced from 10 exons. Bases 61 to 5268 code for a protein of 1735 amino acids. The record is from RefSeq and is a predicted model, not a curated record.